AUGGCAGCACCACUGAUAGCUUUUGCUGAAUUUUUAAAUGAAAGUGCAUUUCGUAGGGAAAGAGUAUUUAAGGACAGACACAAUCCCUUAGAGAAUUUAAAUAACAUUGCUGUGUUUGAACGACUGCGUUUCCAUAGUGAGGACAUAUUAACUUUAGUGGAAAUGUUAAAAGAUGACUUAGAGCCUGCAGCUAACAGAAGCCACAGCAUCCCCGCAGUCAUUCAAGUUUGUGUGGCAGUUCGUUUCUAUGCCACUGGAAGUUUUUUAAAUGUUGUUGGAGACUUCACGGGGAUUCACAAAUCGUCAGCCAGUAGGAUUGUCCACCGCGUAUCUCAGUCGCUGAAAAGAAAACUGAACCACUUCAUUACAUUUUCAACAGACCCGUCCAAAUUGCGGAAACUUAAAGGAAGGUUUUAUGAGGUCGCUGGAUUUCAAAAUGUUGUGGGUGAGGUUGAUGGCACACAUAUUAAAAUUCAGGCUCCAUAUCAGAAUGAGAAUAUAUAUGUCAACAGAAAGGGUUAUCAUUCAAUUAACGUACAAAUAAUUUUGGAUCCUAACCUCCUUAUUAACAACAUUGUAGCGCAGUGGCCAGGCAGCACCCAUGACUCAAGAAUAUUGCUCAACUGUUCAAUCCACACCACUUUUGACAGCGGAAUUGUGCAGGGCUUUCUUCUUGGGGAUAGUGGUUAUGCCUUAAAAACGUGGCUUAUGAUGCCCUAUCUCAACCCUCAAAGUCCUGCACAGGCCAAUUACAAUCAGGCUCAUUCCAAAACAUGGAACACAGUGGAAAGGUGCAUCGGGGUGUGGAAGCGGCGUUUUCACAUCCUACACGGAGAGAUCCGAAUGGCUCCAGAUAGGGUGUGUGCAAUUAUAUGUGCAACAGCAGCACUACACAAUUUUGCAAGACUACGAAAUCUUGGAGACCCUGCAGAUUUCCCUCUCCCUGAUGACUCAGUACCACAGCAGAGUCAAAGGACUCCUGCUGCAGUUCCACUGAGUCAUUAG
Molecule: messenger RNA, 1005 nt
Organism: Acipenser ruthenus (sterlet)
Lineage: Eukaryota; Metazoa; Chordata; Actinopteri; Acipenseriformes; Acipenseridae
Product: putative nuclease HARBI1
Exons: 2
Coding region: 1-1005 (334 amino acids)
Source: RefSeq, a predicted model, not a curated record